GCGACGAGUUGUCUCACACGGGACAGAGCGGGAGUCGAGCCAGUCGAGUGCAGCGUAGCGCAAGCCUAGACAGCGACAGCCAUCAUGUGAGUGACGCCAGGCCUCGGUCCUGUCGCGACAUCUCGACAUCUCGCAAUAGGAACAUCUACCAACGACAGCCCUUUUCCGCAACCUCGUCUCCACUGUGCCAACGAUGCCAGCGACACGACCCAAUCACACAAUCGCGUGCUCGUGAGAUCCCUCGCUGACCGGUCGUCAUGCGCACAGGUCGUCCGGACAGCCUUAUGAUCCUUACAUCCCAGGCGCUCAGCCCGGGGGUGCGAGCAAACCGACCGGAUCGAAAGCGCCCAACAGCAAGACGGCAGAGAUCCAAGGCCAGAUUGAUGAUACUGUCAACAUCAUGAGAGAGAACAUCACCAAGGUCAACGAGCGAGGCGAGAGACUCGAUUCUCUCCAAGACAAAACAGAUAACUUGGCCGUCAGUGCGCAAGGAUUCAGGAGAGGCGCGAAUCGCGUGAGAAAGGCAAUGUGGUGGAAAGACAUGAAGAUGAGAUUGCUCAUAGGCGCUGGCCUCAUCAUCCUCAUCAUCGUCAUCGUAGUGCCUAUCGUCGUCAAGAACAAAUAGGGAUCAUCGCACGAUUCGUCGAAUGACAGCGGACUCAAUCCGAUCGGACCCAUCUCGCCUCCUUCUCUGGCACGUAACGCCACAGGAGGCGCCAACCAAAGCUCCAACUCGACAGCCGGUACCAGUAGCCGCUUCCUACCUCUCUCCAACGCAAUCUGAACCAAAUAAGUACGCAAGCCGCGCCACUGUCACCUGUCUGUCGAACUAGUCCGAUUAUACCCU
Molecule: messenger RNA, 847 nt
Organism: Mixia osmundae IAM 14324
Lineage: Eukaryota; Fungi; Basidiomycota; Mixiomycetes; Mixiales; Mixiaceae
Exons: 3
Biological process (GO): vesicle fusion; vesicle-mediated transport
Cellular component (GO): plasma membrane; SNARE complex
Molecular function (GO): syntaxin binding; SNAP receptor activity
Source: RefSeq, a predicted model, not a curated record